Messenger RNA from Lolium rigidum, 1517 nucleotides. RefSeq names its product chitinase-like protein 1. Gene Ontology annotation, molecular function: chitinase activity. Lineage: Eukaryota; Viridiplantae; Streptophyta; Magnoliopsida; Poales; Poaceae. The record is from RefSeq and is a predicted model, not a curated record. Gene Ontology annotation, biological process: cell wall macromolecule catabolic process; chitin catabolic process; carbohydrate metabolic process.
GGCACGUGCGGUUGCCACUUCGCUUUCAUCCUCACACCCAUCGCCAAUUUCACCUCACCUCGCCUCUCCUACCGCCACCACCAGAUCUCCCCCACCAGCUACCGCAUUCCCAAGAUCCAACCCACCACCAGCACCAGCCAGCAAGAGAAUCAAGAACCAAGAUCCAGAUCGACCCGAGCUCGCCGGACCUUCUCCGCCGCCGCCAGAGCACAACAACAAGAUGAAGCGCAAGACGCGGAACAAGAUCGUGCUGACGGUGCUGCUGGCGGGGGCGGCGGCGGUGCUGAUCGGCGGCACGAUGGCGCUCAUCCUGACGGCGGGGACGUGGAAGGUCAAGCUCAAGGAGUCGCAGGAGAAGAUCUGCGACAAGGGCUGGGAGUGCUCCGGCAGCAAGUACUGCUGCAACCAGACCAUCACCGACUUCUUCAAGGUGUACCAGUUCGAGAACCUCUUCUCCAAGCGCAACUACCCCGUCGCCAAGGCCGUCGGCUUCUGGGACUACCAGGCCUUCAUCACCGCCGCCGCCAUGUUCGAGGCCCAGGGCUUCUGCACCACCGGCGGCUUCGAGAUGCAGAUGAAGGAGCUCUGCGCCUUCCUCGCGCACGUCGGCGCCAAGACAUCAUGUGGUUUCGGUGUGGCCACCGGUGGUCCGCUGGCGUGGGGGCUCUGCUACAACCACGAGCUGGCCCCCGACCAGGGCUACUGCGACGACUCCUACACGCAGUACCCCUGCGUCAAGGGCGUCGAGUACUACGGCCGUGGCGCCAUCCCCGUCUACUGGAACUACAACUAUGGCGCUGCCGGCGAUGGCAUCAAGGAGGACCUGCUCAGCCACCCGGAGUACCUGGAGCAGAACGCGACGCUGGCCUUCGCGGCGGCAAUGUGGCGGUGGAUGACACCCAUCAAGAAGAAGCAGCCGUCGGCGCACGAGGCCUUCACCGGCAUCUGGAAGCCCACCAAGAACGACACUCUCAGCAACAGGCUCCCGGGCCUCGGCGCCACCAUGAACCUCCUCUACGGCGAGUCCAUCUGUGGCAGGGGAUUCAUCGACCCCAUGAAUGUCAUCAUCUCCCACUACCAGUACUACCUCGAUCUCAUGGGUUUUGGUCGGGAGAGGUCCGGUCUCAACCUCCACUGCGCCGAGCAGGCCCCCUUCAACCCCGCACCCAAGAAGGACGACGAGCAGAAGCCAUCAGGCGGCCAGCAGCCAGCAGGCUAGUGUUCAUCAUCAAAUGUCGUAUACACCUUCGUGUCUUGCCACUGCCACUGCCAUUGCUCCUUGAGCUACGCUGACUUGCCCAUUCUUCAGUGUGUGAGCUUUGGUGCCAUUUUGAGUAGUUGAUCUGUAUGUACUACUGUGUAUGGGGAACUGGGUGUGUAUCAUAGUGUCCAUUUUCAUUUCUUGAUUUUUGUGUCACACAUAUGUUCAAAGAUUAGAAUUCAAACUGAACAUACCAUGACUUUGGUCAACUUUCUGUAUAUCUUCUACUGAAAAUACUAGUAUUCAUUUCACUGUA